AUGGCUGCUCUUUCGUCUAUUAUUACCGUGACUGGGCCGCUGCUGGUUGGAUCAUGGGUCAAUUCGCUGCUCUACAGCGCGGAGCUCGCGCAAGUUAUCAGGUACUUCACCGCCUACCCGGACGACGAGUGGCUGGUCAAGGCGCUCGUGCUGCUUUGCUGGCUGAUCGACACGGCCGCGGCCAUUGGGAGCUACGCCGGGGUGUACCUCUACACCAUCACACAUGUAGGAGACAUGGAGUAUCUUAGUCGACAGAACUGGACCUUCCCCUUCAUUGUGUUCACCACGGGCGUCGUCGCAGCCCUGGUUCAGUGUUUCCUCGUCGUCCGAUACAUGCGCUUCUCGAGAAAUGUGCUGUUUUCCUUAUUUCUCUUCUUGGUCAUUGGACUCGCGCUUUCCGCGUCUUUUGUCGCCGGCGUCAUCGUCGGCCGCUAUCCCCUGUACACUGAUAGAGGACGGCUCCAAACCCCAGCCAUGCUCUGGAUUAUCUCCCAGGCGGUCACGGACAUCCUCAUCGCGCUGGCGCUGGUCUUGGAGUUCCGUAAGGCGCGGAGUAACUUCCGCAAUACGCAGAGCGUAUUAAAUCGCCUGGCCGUGCAUACGAUCCAGACGGGAGGCGCAACGGCGACCGUCGCGACGGCUGCGCUGGUCGCGUACCUCGUGAAUAAGCAGAGCAACGUUCCACUGGGGAUCGCGUAUUCCAUGGGGCGGGUGUAUGUCUUGACGAUGCUGUCCAAUCUCAACUCGCGCAAGAAUAUAGGCCGCGGCAUUGGCGCGAUGAGCGAGGGGGGAGCCACCGGAACGCAAUUCCACGCCGAGGGAGCGUCGGGGGAGAGCGGCAAUUUGGGCGGGAUUCACAUCCACCGUAGCGCCGUUGUGACCAUUGACCCGGAAAAUGGACCCCGGAUUGCGAUGGAGGCGCUCAAUGCGUCUCGGCAUGCGGACAAGACGCGUACCGAAAACGAGUCCGACGCUGCAAGCGCGGAGAGCAAGGUGCAGGAUUCAGUGUGGGCUUCCAGGACGUAG
Messenger RNA from Mycena indigotica, 1026 nucleotides. RefSeq lists its product as uncharacterized. The coding region runs from base 1 to 1026 and encodes 341 amino acids. The transcript has 12 exons. Lineage: Eukaryota; Fungi; Basidiomycota; Agaricomycetes; Agaricales; Mycenaceae. The record is from RefSeq and is a predicted model, not a curated record.